UUUUACUCAAUUUUAUUUCUUUGUAAAUAAGUUCAUUUAAUUUAAAAAGUUGUAGAAAUAAAUCUGAAAUAAACGUUUUAUUGGUAUAAUUAGUUUGUGAAGUAGAAAUUCUGUUGUUACUUUUAAAACGUCAUGUCUGAUUGGAACCAACCUGAUGAAGCUGAAUCAGCUCCAUUGAUUGCUGUAAUAGGCCGUGGAAGAGGCCGGGGAGCAAGAAGUAUUUUCGAGAGUCGCGCAUCAUCAUCUCGAAGACAAACUGAAUCUCAACCAACUGUAGAAACAACAAAACAAUCAAAGAAAAUUUAUUCUACAAUUCCGGAUUCUGCUAGAAAUUCAAAGCAAGGAGUAAGUGGGACACCAAUAACACUUUGUGCAAAUUACUUUAGAUUUCUGCUUUCAAAGCAAUUUGAAUUUAAUUUAUAUCAUAUUGAAUUCGAGCCCAGUGUUGAUUUAGUUGGUCUGAGAAAAUUUCUCGUAGCACAAAUUUCCAAUGACCUUGGCGGAUAUUUAUUUGACGGUCAAAGUCAAAUUUAUGUUACAAAGCGCUUAGCACUUGAUGAACAGAAAUUUACUGUUUUAAGCAAUGAUAAGAAAACAUAUCGACUUAAUAUCAAGAAAACUGGCUUAAAAAUUGAAAUGGAUGAUGUUCAAAGCACUCAAAUUUUAAAUAUAAUUUUACGACGUGCAAUGGAUGCCUUGGAUUUGCAGCUUGUUGGUAGAAAUUAUUUUGAUCCUAAGAACAGAGUAAAGUUAGAGAACUUUAAAGUUGAACUUUGGCCUGGCUACAUUACGUCAAUUCGUCAACAUGAACAAGAAGUUUUAAUAUGUUGUGAGGUUUCUCACAAAGUUAUGAGAAAAGAAACAAUUCUCGAUAUCAUGAGGGAUUAUAUGCAAAAGGAUUCAAGAAAUUGGCAAGAUUCUUUCAGAAAGGACAUUGUUGGAUCAACAGUCCUUACAGAUUACAACAACAAAACGUAUAAAAUCACGGAUGUCGAUUUUAAUUUAUCGCCUCGAAGUACGUUUCAAAGGAAGAAUGAACAAGUCACUUAUCUUGACUAUUAUAGUCGUUAUAAUAAAAACAUCACCGAUAAAAAUCAGCCAUUGUUGCAUUCGCUUGUCAAGUCGAAAGAUAUUCGAAGUGGAAAGUUAGAUGAAAAGCUUGUUUAUUUAAUUCCGGAAUUGUGUCGAGCUACAGGUUUAACUGACAGUAUGCGCAGCAAUUUCACUAUGAUGAGAGCUAUGGCUGAACACACACAAAUCGGUCCACGAAGUCGAAAGGAAAGAAUUCUUCAACUUGUUAAAAGUUUGGAAAAAUCAGGAAAAAGUGGAAAAUUACUUCAGAAUUUUGGUGUUGAAAUCGAUCAAAAUUUGUUAACAUUUCAAGCUCGUCAAGUUAAUCAAGAAGUUGUUUUGUUUGAAGGUGAUGGCAAAUUUCAAAACACGAGUAAAGUUGAUUGGACGAAUGCAUUUAGAAGUUUCAGAAUGUACAAAUCUGUUCCUUUAAAGCGUUGGCUUUUAGUUUAUCCUUGCAAGUGUUCAGAAGACGUAAUGAAAUUCCUUGAAACAUUAAAAGAAGUUGCAACUUCAAUAAUGUAUGAAAUGUCGUCACCGAAACUUGUUGAACUUUCUGAUGAUCGUACGAAUAGUUAUGUUCAAGAAUUGAGAGAAUAUUUGCAAAAGGAUCCAAAACUUGUCAUGGUUGUUGUUCCAUCUGCAGCUGCUGAUCGUUACGCGGCUAUAAAAAAAUUGUGUUGCAUUGAAAAAUCGAUUCCAUCACAAGUUGUUUUAAGUAAGAAUUUAUCACCAAGGAAAGGAGGUUUGUCAAUAGCAACGAAAAUUGUGAUUCAAAUGAAUUGUAAACUUGGUGGAGCGCCAUGGAUGAUAAAAAUUCCACUCGAUGGAAUUAUGACCGUCGGCUUUGAUGUAACUCAUGACACGAAUAACCGAAACAUGAGUUACGGAGCUUUUGUCGCUUCAAUGGAUCUGAAUAAAAGUGUAAAGUUCUUCAGUACUGUCAAUUCACAUGCCACUGGAGCGGAAAUAUCACCAAUAAUUGGCUCGAAUAUGAUUUCAGCAUUGACACAAUUCAAAGAGACUCACAAUUCUUUACCAUCGCAGAUCUUUUAUUAUCGUGACGGUGUCGGUGAUGGUCAGAUUGAACAAGUUCAUUCAGGAGAAGUCAAGCAGAUUGAGAAGACAUUAGUUGAGUUUUAUAACAAGUAUGGCGAUGAUACAAAAUUGAGAUUCUGUUUCAUCAUUGUUAACAAACGUAUUAACACGAGAUUCUUCCACGCCAGAAGCGAUGACAAUGUCGAAUCUGGAACGAUUGUUGAUUCAACUGUCACUUUACCAGAACGUUAUGAUUUCUAUUUGGUCAGUCAAUCAGUUCGUCAAGGAACUGUCGCACCAACAAGUUAUAACAUUAUCUACGAUACAAGCGGCUUCUCACCUGAAAAGAUUCAAAGAUUCACUUACAAAAUGUGUCAUCUUUAUUAUAACUGGAGUGGAUGCGUUCGUGUUCCUUGCGUUGUCCAAUAUGCCCACAAGCUGGCCUUGUUAGCAGGUGAACAUCUUCAUCAAACACCUAGCAGUUCAUUCGAAAAUCAAUUAUACUUCUUGUAGAUGAAACUGAUGAAAAGUUUGAAGUAUUUUUAAUAUGUAAUUUGUGUGGAAAACUUUUUCACUUUUAAACUGUGAAUUAAUUAUGUUUUUUUUUUAAAGUAAGUUCAGAAUUUCUUGUGGAUUCAUUUUAAAGUUUGUGAAAUUUUAUCUUUUAAUUGCUAUGAAGUUUUAAUUACAUACUCAAGGGUUUUUAUACAUAUUUAAAUAUAAUGUUCUUAUUCAUAAAAUAUUGAAUAAAUAAAAUGUCUUUUUUAUUUGCAAUUUAAAGCUUUUAAUAUUCGAAUUUAUUGCAACAAUUUUGGCAACGAUAACCUUGGCUCAUGUCGACUAUGUA
Molecule: messenger RNA, 2956 nt
Organism: Clunio marinus
Lineage: Eukaryota; Metazoa; Arthropoda; Insecta; Diptera; Chironomidae
Source: the annotation of a GenBank genome assembly